UUAUCAAAUGCACUCUACUAUUGCUUUCUGUCGCUGGAGGUUAUCAAGUGACACCAACUAUUGAAGAAAGUGGUUUUUCUUAUCAGAACCUUACUAAAGGUGCAUUCGUUAAAAUCGGACGCGGUUAUUAUUACAUUGAAACUAAGAAGAGAACAAAUUUGAUUGAUGCAUCCGAAUCUUGUCAUCGGAAGGGUGCUCAUCUAAUUGCUUUUGAGACCAUUGAAGAAUGGGACUUGGUUAACCAGUAUCUGUUUAAGAACGAUAUAGAUGAAUUGUACUGGACUUUGGAUGCGGAUGUGGAGCAGGAAGGAAUCUUUAGCUGGUUUUCUACUGGCAUUCCUAUCAAAUUAGAUGUUUUCAACAAGGAUGUAUCCCAAACCAAUGAUAGAAUCGAGUAUUGUGACUCUACGAGAUAUAAUUUAAAUGAAUUAUAUGUAAAUGAGGAGAAGUGCAAAUAUGAAUGCCUCUACAUAUGUGAAAAGUGGUAUCCAAUACUAGAAUCUUUUUAUAUCUAGUUCAAAAUAUCAUAUGCUGAAAAUUAAUAGAUUUUUUUACAUAUGGUAGUGCAAAAACAUCAUCAAGAAUUUUACUGAAAUCCAUGACGCAAAGGCAACUCUAGAGUAUUCUCAACAUUCUCUGCCAAUUGCAAAAUUACCUCAAUCAAGUUUACAAUACGUAUGUAUCCCUCUUAAUCAAGGAUACAUGCAACUUCUCUAUGUCAGCAAAACCGAAAAUGGAAAAACUGAGGAAAAAACAACAAAAGUUUGGCCCAUAAAAAUGCAAUAAGUGUAUCAAGUCUUGGCAACCCUUUUUGGCUAAUGGCAAUUUACGCACGACUAACAAACGCAAGAGGAAAGCUGGGAAGGCAGUUGGGGAAAGUCGGGGAAAAGCCUUCAGAACAUAUGCGAGGAAAUGAAAUCGGUGGCGGAGUAACGACAACUUUGAUUGAGUGCCGGGGAAACUGAAGGCAAAGGUGUUAAAACUGAAACCAAUUUAAAAAGUUGUGCGAUACCAUAUGGAAAGUGAGCCCGGAAGGCAGCAACUUUCGGUUAGCUGUUGGUAUACUUGGAAAAAUCUUAGAAAAACUUCUGAAACCAAUGUUUAAUUUAUUGCAAAUUUUAGUAAAUAUUGCUAUAUUUAUAAUAGAAUAGAAUAGAUUCAUAAUUAGACAACUUUUUUCUUCCUGCUCUUUAAUUAAAAGUCUAAACAUUGAUAGAGAAUCAAUUCUACAAAAAAGCAAAUAUUUUAAGGGCGAAGUAUUUUUUUAAAUUUAUUUAUUGUAGUGUACCCACAAGUAGGCAGUCAGUUAGUGACAAACAAGCCGAGCACACAACGCAGCACACACCUGAGUACUUUCACAGUCAGGUGACAAGACGGAGACAUCGACGACGACAGAGACACGAGGUGGGAAAGGACCAAGGAUGAACCUGAGCACCCUCCUGAGGAGUGUGAGCAACGGUCUUGGCUUCGGAACCGCCACGAGAAAGAGCGACUUGGGACGUCACCUGGGCACUCCUAGCUCCACGUCGAGCUCAUCUUCCAAUAAUUCAAAUUUGGAUCCCGUUUCCAGUCUCUUAAUUCCCUCGGAGGACGAAGACGAGGCCAUAUCACUGGGCGAAAAUCACCUGGCCUCAGCUGAUGCCAGUCUGAGCAAAAACCAGUCGUCCAAUCCCUACCAGCACACCGUCCAACAGAUACUGCGUCUAGUUAACGAACUGGAGCACACAAUUUACGAGGAUCGGCAGCAGGAGUUCAAGCUCCGAAUGGCCCUCGAUAGGCAGACAGAACGGGUUCAGGAACUGGUGUUUUCACUGGACACGGAAAGGAAGCGAAACGAGCGACUGGUGCAGCUGCUCCGGGGAAUCGAUAGCUCCAGUUCGGGUGAGAGCGAUCCGGAGAAGACGGGCCCCAGCGGCUCCCACGUGAACUCCAUUGGUGAGCUGUACGACUCCAUCAGUCCCCUGCUGAUGCAACAGCGUUACGUCGAGCUCUCCGUGUCCCAUCGCCAGAGUCGUCGGCAGUUAGCCAAAAGGGAAAAGGCUCUCAAGGUACUUCAAAGCAAAACGGAGCAGCUGCACUCCAAAUACGACGAGCUAUUCGAUGAGUACCGGAGUGAACAGCGCCGCUUCGAGAUGCUGUGCACUCGCUAUAUCCAAAUGCAGUUAAAGAAGAAACAGCAAAUCUUCAACCUGAAGAAUACACUCGGUCAGGCUAGCGAGUGUAUAUUCCAUGCCCAGGUGGUCAUCGAUGAGUGUUGUCAUGCGGAGAAGCCGCCCGUUUCUCCGGAGAAUCUGGAGAACUUUCGCAGGAAUCUGGAGUGCUUUAUGGAUGCCCUCAGGAACUGUUGCUGCCUGCGAAAAGUCCACGAGCUUCAGCAGCAGCAGCUCAAAAAGGAGGAAAUGGAAAAGUGUCAGAGCCAGAAUCCAGUCGAUGACUUGCUCACUCCGAGGGCCAGGGAACGCUCAAGUCAAGAGCAGAGUAGUGACACCUACGUUCAGAAUCUCUCCAAUCGACAUCCUCGUUUUCGUCGUUACAGGCAUUCAGCUCGUUAAAUCUUCACUUUUGGUUACUACUUAACGUUAGGUUUGAAAUCUUUUAACCAGAAAAAAUUGGGUCAUUUAGACAAUGGAAAGUGUAAAAAAAUAACAAAAAUAUGUUUAUGCGAAAUAUAAAAACUAAG
Messenger RNA from Drosophila sechellia, 2680 nucleotides. RefSeq lists its product as uncharacterized. Bases 1422 to 2552 code for a protein of 376 amino acids. The transcript has 2 exons. The record is from RefSeq and is a predicted model, not a curated record. NCBI's taxonomy places the organism in Eukaryota, Metazoa, Arthropoda, Insecta, Diptera, Drosophilidae.